GUAACGAUAACAUUUAGAAAAUGGGCGCAGCUUUAUCUAGUCGAGCAGUUUGGGUCUCGGCCUCGGACACUGUUGGAAAACUUGAUUUCUCUAGAUCAAAUGAAGAUCUAUUGAAGGAUCUCUGUGUUCAUAUUGAAGAAUUGGUUCGUAGCAAUCCAAGUGAAGCUGGAGUUUUCUUUCAAAAGCCACUUGUUUGGCAUUCUUCUUGUCCUUUUGCAUCUUAUGAUGUUCUUAACCAACCAGAAUACAUCAGAAAUGACGAAAGUGUCGUGUCUUCAGAAAAGAAAAAUGAAAAUCCUGCCUUGAGCAUUGUCAAGAACAAUGAUGGUGCAACCAUCACAGUGUACAACUUUAAGUUUCUCGUUAAAGUUAUGUCUUGUGUUGGUCAGAAAAAACUCAAAGAAGCUCAACUUUGUCUUGAAGCUAAUCCUGAUCCUUUAACUAACAUUAUUGGUUCUUCUUUCCAUGGAAGUGAGAAUAAACUAUUGGUUGAUGUUCAUGAUAAACUAGCAAGGGAAAAGGCUCAAGGUAACAACAAUAUGGAUGACUCAACAUUUAGAUUACUAUUACUCAUCAAUAAUCUUGAUAUUCAAUUAAUGCAAUCGUCAUUAAAACAGUUGGGGAGAGAUGUUAGACUAACACCAAAUCUUGUGCAAAGUGAAGUUGAAUUGUUGCAAACUUUUUCUGGAAAUGAAUCUGAUAAGUGUUUAAAAAGCAUUGAAUACACAUCUACUUUGUCAUUUAGCAAUGGCUGUCGAGCACCACCUUGGAGGCAAGUUUUGGGGGACAUCUGCUAUCUGUGCAUUCAAUUGCAUGAUAGUGGUCAAAUUUAUGUGACAGCCAGCACUGAAGGUUACUUUAUGAACAAAGGAAUGAAUCAAGGACAAUUGCAGUAUGACAAAACCGGUGAUUUGUAUUCUACAUUGGUCCUCUUACUUAAAUCUUAUAGUCAACAUUUUGCUAAUACAAUAAUGCAACAGGAGUUUUUGUCUGUAGGAGAUAGUUUAGAAUCUGAAGUUCCUAAAUCUGUGAGAAGACCUUUGGAUACUCAUAGCGUCCCUAAUGAGGUCACUGAGGCAACAGAUAAACCAAAGGAAGCUGUUGUACAAGCACCUCCAGCCAAACCUGUUUCAAAGUCAAAAAAGUCAUCAGCUGAAAAAAAGCAAUCUAAAAGACAAAGAAAACAAACACCAAAUGAACCUAGAUUUGUAACACCUCCUGAAACCUCAGGCUCAAAGAAAAGUCGUGGGCAACUUGAAUCAUCUAAGCAGCCUAAUCACUCUGUGUCCUCAAUUCAUGAUAUACAUGUAGCAGAACUCUCUGAGAAUGACAUUGGUAGUAGUAGUGAUGACAGCGAAGAAGAAGAAGAAAUACAAGACAGGCACCCUGAGUCAACAGCGGACCUUCCUUCAGAAUACUGGCAGAUACAGAAACUCAUUAAAUAUUUAAAAGCUGGUAACCAAACCACAACUGUUAUUGCUCUGUGCUGUCUGCAAGAUUUUGAUCUUACACUUGAAAGCUCACAUCUCGCUAUCAGAGACAAUGGUGGUCUAGAUUUAAUCAUUAAUUUGCUAGAAACUGGGGAUAUUAAGUGCAUGAUAGGUGCAUUGAGGAUUCUUCGUGAUAUAUCCAUACAUCCUCACACAAGAAUAGCCAUUGUUGAUUUAAAGGGGCUGCCUCACCUUGUACAAAUCCUGCAGUCUCCUAUACGUGAACUAAAGUGCCUGGCAGCUGAAACUAUUGCUAAUAUUGCCAAAUUUAAGCGUGCUAGGAAAAUUGUAUGCAUUAAUGGAGGUCUUCACUAUUUGGUAAAUAUGUUAGAGAGUACUGGACGGCCAGGAUCAUCUCUUACAGGAGAAAGAAGUGAUUUAGAGGUUGCUCGUUGUGCAGCCCUUGGCUUAUGGUCUUGCUCAAGAAGCAAAAGAAGCAAGCGAGUCUUACUCAAAACAAAUGUUGUUACUUUGCUGGGGCAAUAUUUGCACUCUGAUGAAGUAGACGUAUUAAUACCUGUUAUAGGAACUUUGCAGGAAUGUGCUACUGAACCUAAAUACCAAGAACUGAUACAGUCAUCAGGUAUGAUUAAGCAGUUGGUGAAAGGUCUUCAUGUUGAAAAUGAAGAGCUUCAGAUGCAUUGUGCUUCAGCAAUUUUUAAAUGUGCUGAAGAAGAAGCAACACGUCAACUUGUUCGUCAGUAUGAAGGACUCUUACCACUUAGUAAAAGGCUUGCUAAUGCUAAUGAUAACAAAGAUCUCUUAACUGCUGUGACAGGUGCUAUUUGGAAAUGCUCCAAGAGUCCACAGAAUGUGCAUGAAUUGAAAAAACUAAAGGCCAUUGAAAAGCUAGUUGGAUUGCUGUCCAAUCAACCUGAAGAAGUUUUGAUUAAUGUUGUUGGAGCCAUUGCUGAGUGUGCACGGAUUGAUAAUGAGAAUCGUGUUGCAAUACGUAAAAGUGGUGGUGUUGUUCCAUUGGUUCAGCUGUUAACUGGAACAAAUCAGUCUUUACUCAUUAAUGCAACCAAAGCUGUUGGUGCUUGUGCUCUAGAAAAUGAGAGUAUGGUGAUCAUAGACAAACAAGAUGGAGUUAGGCUUUUGUGGUCCUUGCUCAAAUCUCCAAAUCCAGAGGUUCAAGCAUGUGCUGCAUGGGCUAUUUGUCCUUGCAUUGAAAAUGCUAAGGAUGCUGGAGAAUUGGUAAGAUCCUUUGUUGGUGGUCUUGAGUUAAUUGUGGGUCUUUUGAAGUCAACUGAUGUAGAGGUACUAGCUGGUGUAUCUGCUGCUAUUGCUAAAAUUGCACAGGAUCAAGAAAAUUUGGCUGUGAUUACUGACCAUGGAGUUGUGCCUUUGCUUGCUCAGCUUACUCAUACAAACAAUGAUAAUCUUCGCCACCACUUGGCUGAUGCCAUUUCAAAGUGCUGUUCUUGGCGCAAUAACCGUGUUGGUUUUGGUCAGAAUAGUGCUGUUGCUCCGUUGGUAAAGUAUUUAUGUUCUGAUGAUGAAUCCGUUCAUCGUACAACAGCGUGUGCUUUGAAUCAACUUUCUUAUGAUCCAGACAACUGUAUCACAAUGCAUGAAGCUGGUGUUGUGCAAUUGCUACUUCCAAUGAUUGGUAGGGCAGAUGAAGUUUUGCAGGAAGCUGCUGCUGAUUGUAUCAGUAACAUACGGCAUUUAGCAAUGGCCAAUGAUAAAGCAAAGUUUAAGUGACCUCUCAGCUAACUAGCAGUUAACUAUAACAACUACAUAAUAAUGAAUAGUUCACUUUAGGUUUUCAAUUCAAAAACUGUUAAGUUAAUUUUUAA
Amphimedon queenslandica is the source of this 3292-nucleotide messenger RNA. Its product is annotated as armadillo repeat-containing protein 4. The record is from RefSeq and is a predicted model, not a curated record. The transcript is spliced from 25 exons. Lineage: Eukaryota; Metazoa; Porifera; Demospongiae; Haplosclerida; Niphatidae. Gene Ontology annotation, molecular function: protein binding. Bases 21 to 3197 code for a protein of 1058 amino acids.